Molecule: messenger RNA, 669 nt
Organism: Penicillium canariense
Lineage: Eukaryota; Fungi; Ascomycota; Eurotiomycetes; Eurotiales; Aspergillaceae
Product: GNAT family N-acetyltransferase
Exons: 2
Coding region: 1-669 (222 amino acids)
Molecular function (GO): acyltransferase activity, transferring groups other than amino-acyl groups
Source: RefSeq, a predicted model, not a curated record
AUGCAAUAUGCCGUCGAGUAUGCCGUCGAGGGCGAUGCGCCGUCCCUCGCGCAAAUCAACACCCUCAGCUUCGAGGGCCGCGGCCUCUUGGCGCAGGUCUUCCCCGAGGCCAGCCAGGCCACACUGGAGGCGUACAAGUCGAUCUAUACCAUGAAGCAUCUGGCCGACCCCCAGAUGCAUGUGCUGAAGGUGACUGAUCCGGCCAGCGGGCAGAUUGUGGGCUAUGGCCGGUGGUUCAUCCCCGAGUCGCUUGGCUUCCGACCAAGCGCGCCCGUCUUGAGCGAACAGGCGCAAGAGGCCGCGCGCGAUCCCGUCCAGUUUGCGCCGCGCCCGAUGAACGAGGGCCUCUACGCGGCAUUCCGGGAGAUCUUGCAGGAAUCCCGCAAGAAGCACGUCGUGGAGACAGACAUGAUGCUGGACUUACUGGCCACGCUGCCCGCCCACCAGGGGCGCGGCAUCGGCUCGGCCCUCCUGCGAUGGGGGACGGCCAAGGCCGAUGAAUGGCAAGUGCGCAUCUACUUAGAGGCCACGACUGAAGGAUAUCCGGUGUAUGUCAAGCACGGCUGGAAGCCCGUCGAGGAGGUGCACCUCGAUCGGACGAAGUACGGCGCAGAAGGCCAAGAGUCCUUUCUGUUAAUGAUCCGCGAUCCGACGCCUCGGCCGCGCUAG